This is a messenger RNA of Geodia barretti, 1207 nucleotides long. NCBI's taxonomy places the organism in Eukaryota, Metazoa, Porifera, Demospongiae, Tetractinellida, Geodiidae. The record is from the annotation of a GenBank genome assembly.
GCCCCAGUCCUGAUUGGUGCGCAUUUCCUCUCUUGCAUGCGGAUCGAGUUUGGCGAUGGCACUAGAAGAUAUCUAUUGCUGCUGGCGCCUGUGGGAUGUUAUGCGCGCCUUGCUCUUUUGCGGAUGGCGUGUACCGUCAGGACCGGUCCUGCCACGUAGAUGCCUGCCAUGGCGGCAAUCGCGAGUAGGCCAAAUGCGAUGACUGAGGCGUCAGAGUUCUGGUCCGCAAGCGUCAUUAUGUUCAGCGUGUACAGUCCAGGCGUUAUCGCCACCCUCACGGCGUCCCUGAAUACGGCGUUCUCGCGCUCAAGGUCUGCAACAGCGGGGGAGAACGAGUAGUAGAACUGGUUGAAGCCCGUCAUGAAUGAUGUUCCAGAGUCAGUCGAGAGCAGCGUGUUGUCCCUGAUCUCACGCAGAAGCUGGACCUGCGGUGCAAGCUCACUGCCGUAUGCGGCGGUCGCAAUCAAGCAUCCGCCAGGGGGAGUGGUUUCGUCAGGCAUGUCCGGCACUACUUCGUCAGGCGUGUCCGGCAUGACGCCCUCUAGUGCGAUGGUGUCUGAUGCCGAAAAGUACGUCCCGGCCAGCGUCCAUGAGCCGUCCCUUAUGUCCCAGACGUCGUAGUUUGUCUGGGCCAGGUCGCCUGCGUCAUUGAGGCGCGAGGAGCCCAAGGCCCCAACAUACUCCUCUGCAACCUCGGGUAUCGCCGCGGUCAGCACCGCAACAUCGGUGCUCUGCUCCCUCUCUAUAGUCAGUCCCAUCAGCCACAUCAUGUCGUAUGCGGAGCUUGCGUAGGUGCUUGGUAUCCGUCCGAUGCUCUCAUUCAGGGAGCUGUCGACAUACUGGCUGAGAUCGUUCUUGCCUGAUGCCACCUGCACGGUGGUGUAGCUGGUGUCAGUCACAAACCCGAGUCCGAUGGAGUCCUCCACCAGCUUUGACUCCUUUGUGUUGGCGUCGCUGCCGAACCACCUUACGUCGCCGAGCACCUCGUAGUCUGAUGCGGCCUGCAUGAACAGAAGCACCUCGCCGAACCCGACGUACAGCACGCCCACCUUGUCGGCGCCGUGAUCAUUAACAUAUCCCUGCACGGUGUCUGCCAGGAUUGAGGCCUCGACUGAGAACUCGCUGACCUCCGGGUUGUAGCCCAAGCCAUCGUCGACUAUGCCGCCCCGGGACUCAAAUGACAGCCGUGAGGCGUCCUGGAGUCCGG